UCAUAUUACUUAUUCAUUCAUUCCCCGAAGUAGCGAGUUAGCAAUGGCCACCAGUGUGAUGCAUCUUUUCUUAUUCAUCAGUGUUGUUUCAGUCAUGCUCUCACCGGCGGCUUACGCUACACCAGGGACAGCCACUUUCUACACAAACUACGUUCCGUCUGCAUGUUACGGGAACCACGAUAGCGGAGUAAUGAUUGCGGCAGCGAGCGAUCCGCUGUGGAACAAUGGAGCUAUCUGUGGAAAAACAUUCACAGUGACAUGCACAGGGCCCACAAAUCCCGUUCCUCAUCCUUGCACUGGCAAGAGUGUGACGGUGAAGAUCGUUGAUCACUGCCCCGGGUGCGGCGGAACCCUGGAUCUCUCCAAAGAAGCCUUUCAAACUAUUGCUAACCCGGUUGCUGGGGUUAUUAAGAUUGAUUACCAGUAG
Messenger RNA from Daucus carota subsp. sativus, 427 nucleotides. RefSeq names its product putative EG45-like domain containing protein 1. The record is from RefSeq and is a predicted model, not a curated record. Gene Ontology annotation, biological process: systemic acquired resistance. Gene Ontology annotation, cellular component: cell wall; apoplast. The coding region runs from base 44 to 427 and encodes 127 amino acids. The transcript is spliced from 2 exons. Lineage: Eukaryota; Viridiplantae; Streptophyta; Magnoliopsida; Apiales; Apiaceae.